This is a messenger RNA of Rangifer tarandus platyrhynchus (Svalbard reindeer), 2553 nucleotides long. The record is from the annotation of a GenBank genome assembly. NCBI's taxonomy places the organism in Eukaryota, Metazoa, Chordata, Mammalia, Artiodactyla, Cervidae.
AUGACUUCUCAUUGUGUGAUUGUCAUGUUUGCCUUAAUGAGUUCCUGCUUAGCAACUGCAGGUCCAGAGCCUGGUGGUGCCCAGUGUGAGCUGUCGCCCGUCAACGCCUCCCAUCCGGUCCAGGCCUUGAUGGAGAGCUUCACUGCUUUGUCGGGAUGUGCCAGUAGGGGCACGGUGGGGCUGCCCCAGGAGGUGCACGUCCUGAACCUCCGUGCUGCCGACCAGGGGCCCGGCCAGCCACAGAGAGAGGUCACUCUGCACCUGAAUCCCAUCUCCUCAGUCCACAUUCACCACAAGCCUGUCGUGUUCCUGCUCAAUUCCCCACAGCCCCUGGUUUGGCAUCUGAAGACAGAGAGACUGGCAGUUGGGGUCUCCAGACUUUUCUUGGUGUCUGAAGGUUCUCUGGUCCAUUUUUCAUCAAGAAACUUCUCCUUGUCAGCAGAAACAGAAGAAAGGCGCUUCCCCCAUGGAAACGAACAUCUGUUAAAUUGGGCCAGAAAGGAAUAUGGAGCGGUCACUUCAUUCACUGAACUCAAGAUAGCAAGAAACAUUUAUAUUAAAGUGGGGGAAGAUCAAGUGUUCCCUCCCACGUGCAACAUAGGGAAGAAUUUUCUCUCCCUCAAUUAUCUUGCUGAGUACCUUCAGCCCAAAGCUGCAGAAGGGUGUGUGAUGUCCAGCCAGCCCCAGGAUAAGGAAGUACAUAUCAUUGAGUUAAUCACCCCCAACUCUAACCCCUACAGUACUUUCCAGGUGGAUAUCAUAAUUGACAUAAGACCUUCUCGGAAGGAUCCUGAGGUGGUAAAAAAUCUGAUCCUGAUCUUGAAAUGCAAAAAGUCUGUCAACUGGGUGAUCAAAUCUUUUGAUAUUAAGGGAAACCUGAAAGCUAUUGCUCCUAAUAGUAUUGGCUUUGGGAAAGAAAGUGAAAGAUCUAUGAUAAUGACCAAAUCAAAAAGAGAUGACAUUCCUUCAACCCAAGGGAGUCUGAUCAAGUGGGCUUUGGACAAUGGCUAUAGUCCAGUAACAUCAUACACGGUGGCUCCUAUGGCUAAUAGAUUCCAUCUUCGGCUUGAAAGCAGUGAGGAGAUGAGAGAUGAGGAGGUCCAUACCAUCCCUCCUGAGCUACGGAUCCUGCUGGGCCCUGGCACUCUGCCUGCCCUGGACAACCCACCCAUUCGGGGAGGAGGAGGCCGAAAUGGAGGUUUCCCUUUUCCCUUCCCCGACAUCUCCAGGAGAGGCCGGAAGGAAGGGGGUGAAGACGGGAUCCCUCUGCCAAAGGACCCUGUCAUCCCCAGCAUCCAGCUGUCCCCUGGUCCCAGAGAGCCAGAGGAGGUGCAGGGCAGCACAGAUGUUGCCCUGUCCGUCAAGUGUGACGAUGAGAAGAUGACUGUGGCUGUAGACAAAGACUCUUUUCAGGCCAGCGGCUACUCUGGGAUGGAGCUCAGCUUGUUGGAUCCCACCUGCAAGGCCAAGACAAAUGACACCCACUUCAUUUUGGAGUCUCCCCUGAAUGGCUGUGGGACUCGGCUCCGGCGAGCACCCCCUGAUGGCGUGGUUUACUACAACUCUAUUGUGAUUCAGGUUCCACCCUCUGGGGACAGUAGUGGCUGGCCAGAUGGUUAUGAAGAUUUGGAGUCUGGUGAUAAUGGAUUUCCGGGAGAUAUGGAUGAAGGGGACACUUCCUUCUUCAGCCGACCUGAAAUUGUGGUGUUUAAUUGUAGCCUGCGGCAGGUGGGGAAUCCCCGCAGCUUCCAGGACGAACCCAGCAGAAACGUCACCUUCAACAUGGAGCUGUACAACACUGACCUCUUUCUCGUGCCCUCCCAGGGAGUCUUCUCUGUGGCAGAGAAUGGACACGUUUAUGUUGAGGUGUCUGUUACCAAGGCCGACCAAGAACUGGGAUUUGCCAUCCAAACGUGCUUUAUCUCUCCAUAUUCAAACCCUGAUAGAAUGUCUGAUUAUACUAUCAUUGAGAACAUUUGUCCUAAAGAUGAAUCUGUGAAAUUCUACAGUCCCAAGAGGGUGCACUUCCCUAUCCCACAAGCCGAGAUAGAUAAGAAACGGUUCAGCUUUGUUUUUAAGCCCGUCUUCAAUACCUCCCUGCUCUUUCUCCAGUGUGAGCUCACCUUGUGUACCAAAAAGGAAAAGGACCCCCAGAAGCUACCUAAGUGUGUGCUUCCUGAUGAAGCCUGCACCUCGCUGGAUGCCUCAAUGAUCUGGGCCAUGAUGCAGAAUAAGAAGACGUUCACCAGGCCCCUCGCUGUUAUCCACCACGAAGUACCAUUGAAAGAAACAGGUCCAAGUAUCAAGGAACCGGUUCCAAUUUCUCCACAGAUUUUCCAUGGUCUGGACACCCUCACCGUGAUGGGCAUCGCAUUCGCAGCAUUUGUGAUUGGAGCGCUGCUGACGGGGGCCUUGUGGUACAUCUAUUCUCACACAGGAGAGACCGCAGGAAGGCAGCCAGUGCCCACAUCCCCGCCGGCGUCCGAGAACAGCAGUGCAGCCCACAGCAUCGGCAGCACGCAGAGCACGCCCUGCUCCAGCAGCACGGCCUAG